AUGGUCGGAAUAGAAUUUAUUGACUACCUGAAGAAGCUCCAGGUGUCGGAAUUCCUCGGCGUCGAGGAUUUUGCCGACAAGAUGAGCUUCAUGUAUUCAGUCGUUAUCCUACUGCUGUGCACAACGAUCAUCGCAGUAAAGCAGUAUCUCUUAGCUUCUAUCUCCUGCUACAUUCCUACGACGCCCUCCGGAUCGGAUUUCGACAAAUUUCUUGAGAAUUACUGUUGGGUGCACGGUACAAUACCCCUCUUGGCUGGCGAUCAAAUCCCACAAAAGUAUGAAGACUGGCACAUGCUGGACAUGAACCACAGAAUCAGUAAGUAAAGUCAAAUACUAAUGUACUUAUUUUUUAAAAAAUUACUUGUAACUCGGGGUUGAAAUGAGUAGCACAGAAAUCAUCUGUCUAAAAAGAUGAGUUAUGUAAUUUGCUCUUACUAAAACCAGCAAACAGUCACUUUCUCGGGACGCUUUAGGCCAAUAAUUAAAAGUUUCGCCAUUUGAGGUGUCCUAAAUUAUCAUAUGGAUUUCCCUCACUACAUACCAUGAGUUACAUCACUUACUGUGACUCAGGCACAAGAAUUAUUCAAAGUCAGGUGACAUUUUUGUUGCAAGGAUUGUGUUGCGCGGAGGACAUGCGAGGUAGUAUUGCGCUCGAAAGAUCAUCUGGAGCGUUUCGCGCUUCAUCACCUGAGGGCCUACAUUAGGCACAUGUUUCAAGGUAGAGCCCGGAAGGUUUGCUAUUGAGGUAAGGGCAGUAUGUCGGGCAGUCAUAUGUGGAUUGCUGGAGGUAUCGGCACAUAUGAAAGUGGUCUGCAGCCACCACUAGGUCAGCCAGUGAUUUUAAAAGCCAUAUUUAGACUUUGGAAAUAUUCUUACGUGAUAUGUAAGGAACCAGAGUCCUAAUAAGCAAAUAAAUGUUAUCUGAAGUACAGUUUGUUAAGUGUAGUUAAUUUCGCUCCCGUGAUUUUUAUGGUUUUAAGGCAACCGUUGUCUUUCUGUUUAGGCAGGGAUCACUCCUAGAGUCCAUUAAGCUAUAAGGUCAUAUAUGGUGUAUGGAGAUGAAUCUAUUGUUCAGUAUCAAAAUUUGUCAAGUUAGGCAUGUACUGGAUUGCGUAAAUCAGUUGGACUGGAUCCGAUAUCUAUCUUCGGAGAUUUCCUGAAAUCACUAUAAAUUCGUGUGCUGAUUUCAGCAAACAUGGGACAUUAAAAAGCGGUUUUUGACAGGGUCCUGAGUUCUUUAAUUAUUCUCUCAGAUUAUUCAUUCAGUCGUUGUCGUCGUCGUCUGCUUUGCUAAGUUUUCCAUCGUUGACUGGGGAAGCGGGAAGUUGGAACAGAAUGCAAUGGCUCCAGCAGCAAUUAUAAGAUGACUGCGUUUUUAUGACCGAUACACCGACAAUACGCUGUCAUAGUAAAAAAAACCGACUUGUGGAACUUUUUGUUAAGGGUUUAGAAUAUGCAUUUAUGAGGAAUUGUAGAUUGGUACGUUGCAUCAGCAAGCCGUCUCCACUUCUACAGGCUCGGUUGGUAAGAGAUGACUUUUAAUUAAAGAGAAGUCCCACGCGGGAGAUGAAAGAAACAGAGCAAAGUAGUGACCCACAUAUUCGUCAAGUAGGAAGCCAAAUUUAAAUAAUUAAGGGUAAGGCGGAAGAUUAUCCACCUUGGUAAAACGUCCGUGGUGAGAAUGCAUAGCCUGAAAGUUCUCUGUCUUGCAGGGAUAGUAAAUGAUACCUGCUGAACUAACUAAUAAGGGACCAUACAAGAUCCUUUUGGGAUGUAUCCUGAAAGAGAUGGUUGAAAAGUGCCAUCAGGUGCCUGCUGUGUGCUUGAAUGUAUUGCACCAGCCCAGUUGGUUUCCUCUACAACGCUUUUUUGUGAAAGCGGACUCAAGUUGCCCAACAACAAGGAAAGAUAUCCUUUGAGAGUCGAAACCAUUUUCUAAUGUCUUAUCUGGCCAUGUGAACUGACAGUUUGUCAGUAGUAGUGGCUUUCUCCUGCCUGCAUGGCCUUCUUUUUUCCGUGUCUACGUCAAUAACACUGACCCGAUCAAGCACCCAAACCAGUGAAUCUAAACAAUCAAACCACACGUGUUCUCCUACUCCAGGACCUAAAGACAGACGAAAGUCCAGUUUCAGUUUAAGUACCUGUCUGCACACAAAUGGACAAAUUACAUUAACAGCCGUGCUGGUGUAAGGUCGCAUUUCUGAUGCCUCGAAAUAAAAGUUUUGAUUUUUUAUUUGCUAUUCGUUUGGACUUUCUCUUUAAGUAAUUAGUCGAGAGUUUCGGUCAUAGUUACCGGUCUUAUGGAACAAGAACUAUCAGUAGGUACUUCUUAGAAAAGGCAAAUUUAAGGUCUAUUGUUGCAUAGUUUAAAUUUCCUUUACUUUUAAGGACCACCACUUGCAGAGCUGAUGGCCAGUCCUGAAAUCAUAGAAUGUACAAUAUUCUUGCUAUUGGAUUAACAAGUUCAUUCUCGAAAUCAAAGCAACAAACAUUCACAAAUCUGAUUUUUAAAGUGAACAACUCAGUUAUAGAUAUUCCUUCCCAGUGGGGUUUUACUGCGUAGAAAUCAAGAUGACAUGCUGUAUGCUAAAUUAAAAUUCAACGAGAUAUGCAAGAGUAGGAAGUACUUAGAACGGUCGUUGAAGUCCAGCAUCUCGAUUUAUCACUAUAGAUAGGCACUUUAGCUGUAAAUAUGCAAUUCUUCUACGUCUUCCACUUAGGGAAGUUCAGUAUACUGGGUCGCCGCCGGGAGACCCCCAAAUCCGCUUUUGGAAAACUAACUUAACUGUCUGUAUUAAAUCUGGCGUUUCUUCUGCGACGACUGUCUAUCCCGGCAAACUACAUAUUUCCUGUUCCGUGGUUGUUCCGUCGUGCUUUCGUAGCUCUUGCAUUAGCUACUGAAGUGAAAAGGAAAGCUAGCUUACAAACGCUGGCAAUUAAAGGCCGCCCUAACAGGCUAAAUGCGCAGGACUGAGAGGAUUUAAUUUAAGAAAGUCGUCAACUGAUUAUACCUUAGCUCGUGGCAGCAAAAGUAAAUCCAAGCAAAUGGAGCAUUUAAGCAGCGUGAACAAACUCGGCUUUAAUUAUCUUUUUUCAUCAAUUUCAUUAUAUACCCUAACGUUGAGACGGAUUUUCCUGCCAAACAAUAGACAGCACACAUGUGCAUCGUAUGCAGACCGGCGAACGAUUGUGGACGCAAACUUUCAGUAGUGCAGAAGGAAAUAAGUUACUCACUACGCCUUCAUUUCUGUCUUUUCGAAACGACGCCUGGAAAACAAGAAUCCAAGGCGCUAACACCAACGGCCGCAUUCUUUAAGCAAAACAUGCAAUUGCCUUAGUCGUAAACUAAUACUGGCGACAGAAGUGGCCUGUUUAUCUCCCACAUUAAGUAUUUAAAUAUUUUAUCGCCAUCGGAUCUUGAUGUGUCUAAGUAUUUUAUUACGUGCAUCUUGCCUCCGACUAAAUAAGGCUCAUUGUCUUACGUAGAGUUUGGGUAUGAGAAAGCUUUAAUACUCGGUUUUAAAGUAAAAACAGUGACUCAUUUUCCAAGUUUGUUUUUUUGUCUGAUUUUGCAUAUCCCACCUGAAAGAGGAAUGCUUUUAGCUGUCGGCCGCUUAAAUAAACUGUGAGAGAUUCUUGAAGCAAAUGGUUUCAUUAACAUUAUGGCCGUCUUGAAUGCAAAUGCUGAGUGUUAUUUCUUAGUAUUUGCCAUCUUUAAAAUUUCGUGCAACUCAGCUCUGCAAAGCAAUAAUUCUACUGAAAGUAGAUUGCAAGUUUGCGGAAAAUUCAUAUUUAAUGGAAGUUCGAAUAUUAUUCGGAAGUUCCUACAUUUCCUCACAAAACAGUGAAAACUUCAUUGCCAUUUUAGAUGACGGCCUUGAUUUUUUUUAGAAAGCAGUCGUAUUUUGACGGAACCAGAUGCAUUUCCGAACUAUAUUUCCUCAAAAAUCUAGACUUUUCAGUAAGACGGUUCUCAGUAAUGGGACGUUGCGUGAUUCCACAUAAAUACUGCAGUAAUAUGGGGGUCACAAAAUAUCGGCCUCUUCGUGAUAUGCUAAGGUUACGUGAUCAUGCUGCUGAUAGCGCGAAAUAGUCGACUUUUUUUAAAAUUGUGCAGUUAAGUAUUAUAUUAUAUCGUGUCCUUUAAAACCCGUCGGGUUUCCAUUGGGAAGUUUUGUUCGAAACGGAGAAUAGAGAACAAUCUAACUUCUGGAGUUCAGCUUUCAGCGGCUUAGAAAAUGACGCACCAUGAGUAGCGACAGUAAAAAGAGGUUGGGUUUAAAAAUUCUAAGGCAACUGUCUGUUCUGAAUAGUUCACAACGGAUGUCUGAAAACGAAAUAUAGAGCUCAAUCUGAUUUAACUGACAAAAUUGAUAACGGGACACUUCGGAUACCUAUACCGAAUACUAGUAAACUUUAAAUGAAAUCUAAUGUAAAAUCUAAAGCAUUUAGUUUCGGCUGCGUACUGGUUUGCAUAGGACAUACCCCCAAGCGCUCACGCGUACACUAACCCGUAAUGCUGUUCGAGGGGCGUGCACCGAUCGCGUUACGGAACUCACUCGUCCCGUUGUGCCUUGGGGCUGCUUCUUGAGUCCCACCAACAGCCGCAUACCGACGCGUAAUAUAGGCAAAAUAAAUACCGAAAAUAACAAGAGAGAUCGGCACGGCUAUUUCUGGCUUGUUGUCCGUCACCAGCCAGCCACGCCCAACUCCGUGGUCUGCAACCUCCAGGCUCGAACUCGCGACCUGUGGGUUGUAAGUCUAACGCCCUAACCACUGAGCCACGGACUCGUUGUCUUAUCGGUUGCGGUCGAGUACAUUAACAAUGGUAGAGGGGCAUGCAUCGAUCCAAUCAGAACCAACAAGUCACGAUCUCGAGCCUCCGGUAUUGCAUACCUCGGAGGUUGCGUGUGACUAGCUGAUGACGGUUAGCAAGCCAGAUAUAUCUAUGGCAGUCUCCCUCGUCUUUAUCGGUAAUUAUAUUCUGCCAAUAACUUGUUAUCUGAUCCUAACACGGGUGGAGAUUGCGCCCGAGAUCGAUUAAGUACUCCUCCUUUAUUCCAUUAGUUUUCCGUGCCGAUACAAGUCUAUUUUGUUUCCUGGAAUAAUGAAUGCAAAUUUUAAUUCAUUCAUUUAUUUAAUAGAAAACUGACGUUUCUAAUUUUUCAGCUAUUUUUAUGAUUUGUUCAGGCCUAAAAAUGCUGAAUAAUCUAUAUAUCUCAAGAAAUGUUUUUUUCGAAAUUACAUUACCUUUUAAUAUUCUAAACAUUUGUUCUGCAUUUUUUAGAGGAAUGCGUUUUAUAACAAAGCAUUGCAGAGCACAAAAAUGGUUCUGCAUGAAUUAAUCAGAAGAAUUAAUAAGUGCACUAGUAUAAGGAGACGCAAAUAAUUUCCCAGCACCUUUCAAAUUUUUAUAGUUGCAAACGAUCUGAAAAGUAAGUGAGUCCUUCCUUCACGCGUAUUUAAACAGUUCGGCUAAUAUUCGUCGCGUUUCUCUGCUUACUUGAAUUUCACGCUUUCUAAAACCGAUUGUAACUUUGGGCCAAACGGUCAAUAAGUGCAUUUCUAAGAGGCCAGACACGCGAACCAUUCUAAACAAAUGUAAAAAUACCACCAUAAAUGAAAGCAGAUAUGCUCUAAAUGCUUGUGUCCUGAUUUCUUGUAUCAGGUGAAUUUAUCACUGAGAGUUUCUUAUGAAAACACCUUACACGAUACCUCACCUUUUGAAAUUUGCAGAUUACUACCAAUGGGUGCCUUUCAUGUUGGGCCUCCAGACCAUUCUCUUCUACAUGCCACGAGUGGUCUGGCAAAUUAUAUGCUAUAAUCGCACCGGCACUGAUCUGGAACAUCUGAUUACCGUGGCCAACAGUGCCAGUAACGCUGUUGAAAACGAGCGAAAGGGUCUUGUUAAACACGUUGCAUGUACCUUGGAAGAGAUGCUUUUCCAACACCGUGAGUACAGUCUUGGCAAAGUUGCGACGGUUCGCCGAAAGGCCUUUACAAUGUGCGGCAUGUUCGUGGCCAGCAAACGUCUCGGCACAUGGCUCAUCUUUACAUACAUUGCCAUAAAACUUGUUUACUUGGCAAAUGCAAUUGGUCAACUCUACCUCAUGCAGAGCUUCCUCGGCUUUAAUGCCUCCAUGUCCAGCUUUGGCUACGUUUUGGCCUCUUACAUGGUCGAAGGUCGUGACUGGGAUGAGACUCGCAUCUUUCCACGCGUCUCCUUCUGCUACCUAGAACACGUUCGUCAUCUUGGCACCACAAACAAGUAUGUCGCCCAGUGUGUCCUGCCAGUGAACAUGCUAAACGAGAAGCUCUACAUAUUCCUCUGGUUCUGGACUCUUCUGGUUGCAAUCUGCACUGCCAUCAGCAUCCCUCUGUGGAUCCUGCGAAUGGGUCUAGAAAAGAAUAGGUCACACUUCGUGAAGAAAUUCCUCCGUCUGCAGGAAAUUUACACUGACGAGGAUCGUGAAAUUCUGCAUAACUUCAUCUGCGACUUCCUGCGCCACGAUGGUAUCUUCCUACUGAGAAUGAUUUCCAUGAACGCCGGCGAUGUGGUUACUUCGGACGUGGUUGCUGCUCUGUGGAACAUCUACAGGACCAAGUACAAGAACCGAAAGAUGCUGCAUGAUAUUGCAAAGGACAUCUUGGCCAGAAAGAAUCUCCUUGAACUGGGCGGAGAUACGACCCAGCGACGAAGCGUCGCCGACAAGAGUGCUCUUGUUUGA
Messenger RNA from Spirometra erinaceieuropaei, 6728 nucleotides. NCBI's taxonomy places the organism in Eukaryota, Metazoa, Platyhelminthes, Cestoda, Diphyllobothriidea, Diphyllobothriidae. The record is from the annotation of a GenBank genome assembly.